ACAGGGAUCCACGGCCACAGCGGAUUCCUUCCUUCCUGCGCGAGCAUUCAAAAUCUCGCCACCUCGCCUCCUCCAAACGCAUCGAUCCGCCCCAGCCGCCGCCCCACCACCACCCCCGACGAAAUCGAAUCCAGCCACCACCCCGUCGCCGCCUCGCCUCGCCGCAAUCACAACCUUCCUUCUUUGUUCCCGCGGGCGGGCUCGUGAUCCCGUCGCGCCGCGCCGGUUUUCUUGGAUUCUUUCCUUCUUUGCGCGCCGCCGCCGCCGAGAAGGAAGGAACGGCCAUGGUGCACUGUAAGCAGGCGCGCAGGAGGCCCAAAGGCGCCGCCGAUGCCCCCAAGAACCGGGAACGCGCGCCCCUCCCCGGGUACAUGAGGCCGACCAGCAGCUCCGGCGCCAGGGCUGGCCGGGAGUCGACCACCGCCCCCUCCGCCGCUCCCCUUCCGGAGCGGGACUCCGCGGCGCCCGGCGCGAGGAUGCCGAGCGCGGCCCGCGCGACGUGCUCCUCCGCCCUGAAGAGCGCACUUGCCCGCGGCGGCAGCCCUGGCUGCGGCCGCGUGUGCCGGUACGCCUACUGCUCGCUCAAGGGCCACGCCCACGCCCCCGCCGCGCCGCCGCUCGGGACCUUCGUGGCGGCGCGGAGGCGGCUGAUCAAGACGGAGCAGCGCAUGAAGCACAGGGGCGUCUCCGCGUUCCGCAACACCAAAACCAACAAUGCUGCCGGCCUCGGCGGCCACGGUUUCUUCGUCCAGGUAUAUCCCAACUCCAACGCCAGCGCCAAGGCGGCGAGCUCAGGUUCGAGCUGCAGCGGCCUCUCCGCGGAGGAGAUGGAAGCGGCGGUCGCUUUCGGGCGCCGGGAAGCGCAGGGCAAGUGGGGCGGUCCGGACGGCUCUGUCGACGGCUCCUGCGGCUCCAGCGACGUGAUCUCGGAUGGUUUCGCCGAGACGGCGGCGACGGUGACGGCGAGGUCUCGCAGACCCAAAGAUGAGGUUGAUGGAGACGGGGACGCUUGGGGUCGUCAAGAUCAAGAAGAAGCAGAGGACUCUGGCGGCUGCUGCAGGUCCGAUAUCUCGGAGGAGCUGGGUGCAAGGUACCAAGGCAACACGUCCUCCAAAGAUCAUGGCAGCGGCGUCACUUCAGUGGAAUCCUCGAUGGACGACAUAUCCAGUGCGUUCGGUGGGAUGUGCUUCGAAGAUGCAGGUUCUGAUCCUACCGAUGGCCAGAGGAACAAGUUGACCAUGUCCAGGAGGGGAACAGCACCUAGAGACGAGGAGCGAAUUCGGCCAUUCAAUCCCAGGGCUCCAAACUUUCUUCAGGUAGAGCCUGAUGCAGAUGCUGAGAAGGUUGAUCUCAGGCACCAGGAGACCGAUGAUCGCAAGAAUGCAGAGGAGUGGAUGGUUGAUUAUGCGCUUAGGAGGACGGUCAAGAAACUAGCUCGUGCUCAGAAGAGGAAGGUGGAGAUGCUCGUCCAGGCCUUUGAAGCUGUUCUACCACCAGUUCCAGGGGAGAACAACGCCAUGCAACAAGAAGGUGACAAGAAAGGCUUCACACUGACAAGGACAUGGCAGGCACUCAGCUGACAGAGUUUAGCGGCAGUUUGGGGAUCAAGCUGGAGCAGAUCAUAUAACUGGGGUUCUAACUUGGUGGUCGCUGCAAUAUUAGUGCCAGAGACCUGCUCAGCUAGGAUAGAAAGCUGCUUACUAGCACCUGAGGUCUUUAGCUCAUAGUUACAGAUUCAGAUAGCAACCAGGGAUAUCACUUUGUCAGCUGAUUACUGUAGUGGCGUAGUGCAUAUGUAAAUUGGCCUCCUGUGCUCAUGCUGAUAUUGUAGCGCUGAGAAGAAUUUCAGGCUUGCAAACUGGCAUGAGUAUCUAGAUGUAUUCCUUCCUGGGACAAAUAUCAAUCAAUAAAACUCUUAUUGAUAACA
Molecule: messenger RNA, 1927 nt
Organism: Lolium perenne
Lineage: Eukaryota; Viridiplantae; Streptophyta; Magnoliopsida; Poales; Poaceae
Molecular function (GO): calmodulin binding
Source: RefSeq, a predicted model, not a curated record